Aureococcus anophagefferens is the source of this 363-nucleotide messenger RNA. RefSeq lists its product as hypothetical. The transcript has 2 exons. Gene Ontology annotation, molecular function: nucleoside triphosphate diphosphatase activity. The annotation marks the transcript as partial. The record is from RefSeq and is a predicted model, not a curated record. Lineage: Eukaryota; Pelagophyceae; Pelagomonadales; Pelagomonadaceae. Gene Ontology annotation, biological process: nucleoside triphosphate catabolic process.
CUGACGAUCCGCGCCGUGCGCGAGCGGCAGGCGGCCUUCGCGAAGGCGCGCGACUGGGACCAGUUCCACACGCCGCGGAACAUCCUCACGGCCAUGGUCGGCGAGGUCGGCGAGCUCGCGGAGUGCUUCCAGUGGAAGGGCGAGGUCGCGCGGGGGCUGCCCGAGUUCAGCGCCAAGGAGAAGGUGCACGUCGGCGAGGAGAUGUCCGACGUCUUCGUCUACCUCGUGCGCCUCGCGGACGUCUGCGGCGUCGAUUUGGAGUCCGCGAUCACGCGGAAGAUCGACCUCAACGCGAAGAAGUACCCCGCGGACAAGGCGCGCGGAUCGAGCGCCAAAUACACGGCGUAUCAAAAUAAAGAUUAG